This is a messenger RNA of Hyaena hyaena (striped hyena), 3776 nucleotides long. RefSeq names its product brevican core protein. The coding region runs from base 172 to 2319 and encodes 715 amino acids. The record is from RefSeq and is a predicted model, not a curated record. Lineage: Eukaryota; Metazoa; Chordata; Mammalia; Carnivora; Hyaenidae. Gene Ontology annotation, biological process: cell adhesion. The transcript is spliced from 9 exons. Gene Ontology annotation, molecular function: hyaluronic acid binding.
CCGGCGUCUCCUCGCGCCCGCGCAGUCCCCGCCGCAGUCGGCUGCAGCCGCAGGACCGAGCGUGGACCCGGAGGAGAGCCCGGAGGAGAGCCCGGAGGAGGCGGCAAACUUGGCGGUGCCGCAGCCUCGCCCCGGCCCUCGGCCGCCUGCCGUCCCUCCACCAGCCUGAGCAUGGCCCCGCUGUCCCUGCCCCUGCUGGCGGUCCUGGCCCUGGCCCGGGGCCCCGCGGCCUCAGCUGAUGCCCUGGAAGGGGACAGCUCAGAGGACCGGGCCUUCCGCGUGCGCAUUGCCGGCGACGCGCCUCUGCAGGGCGUGCUGGGCGGCGCCCUCACCAUCCCGUGCCACGUUCACUACCUGCGGCCGCCGCCGGGCCGCCGGGCCGUGCUGGGCUCCCCGCGGGUCAAGUGGACCUUCCUGUCCGGGGGCCGGGAGGCCGAGGUGCUGGUGGCGCGGGGGCUGCGCGUCAAGGUGAGCGAGGCCUACCGGUUCCGCGUGGCGCUGCCCGCCUACCCGGCGACGCUCACCGACGUCUCCCUGACGCUGAGCGAGCUGCGGCCCAACGACUCUGGCAUCUACCGCUGCGAGGUCCAGCACGGCAUAGACGACAGCAGCGACGCCGUGGAGGUCAAGGUCAAAGGGGUCGUCUUUCUCUACCGGGAGGGCUCUGCCCGCUACGCUUUCUCCUUCGCCCGGGCCCAGGAGGCCUGUGCCCGCAUCGGAGCCCGCAUUGCCACCCCGGAGCAGCUCUACGCCGCCUACCUCGGGGGCUAUGAGCAGUGUGAUGCUGGCUGGCUGUCCGACCAGACCGUGAGGUAUCCCAUCCAGACCCCGCGGGAGGCCUGUUACGGAGACAUGGAUGGCUUCCCUGGGGUCCGGAACUACGGCGUGGUGGACCCGGAUGACCUCUAUGAUGUCUACUGCUAUGCCGAAGACCUAAAUGGAGAGCUGUUCCUGGGCGCCCCUCCAGACAAGCUGACGUUGGAGGAGGCACGGGCAUACUGCCGGGAGCGGGGUGCACAGAUUGCCACCACGGGCCAGCUGUAUGCAGCCUGGGAUGGUGGCCUGGACCGCUGCAGCCCCGGCUGGCUGGCCGAUGGCAGCGUGCGCUACCCCAUCGUCACGCCCAGCCAGCGCUGUGGCGGGGGCCUGCCUGGUGUCAAGACUCUCUUCCUCUUCCCCAACCAGACCGGCUUCCCGGACAAGUACAGCCGCUUCAACGUCUACUGCUUCCGAGACUCUGGCCAGCCCUCCGCCACGCCUGACGCCUCCCACCCAGCCUCUGACGGGCUGGAGGCCAUUGUCACCGUGACGGAGACCCUGGAGGAGCUGCAGCUGCCCCGGGAGGCCGUGGAGAGAGAGUCCCGGGGAGCCAUCUACUCCAUCCCCGUGGUGGAGGAUGGGGGAGGCGGAGGCUCCACUCCGGAAGACCCAGCAGAGGCCCCUAGGACCCUCCUCGAAUUCGAAACCCAGUCCAUUGUACCUCCCCUGGGGUCCUCAGAAGAGGAAGGCAAGGCUUUGGAGGAAGAAGAGAAAUACAUGGAUGAAGAAGAUAAAGAGGAGGAGGGAGAGGAGCAGGUGGAGGACGAGGCCCUGUGGGCCUGGCCCAGCGAGCUCGGCAGCCCGGACCCAGAGCCUCCUCUCCCUACGGAGCCAGUCCCAGAGGAGUGGCUCUCCCGUGCCUCCCCGCCGCCAGCGAGGGCGGUGCUACAGCCUGGAGCAUCACCACCCCCCGGUGGAGAGCCAGAGGCCCCCAGGCCUCCAGGGGUCCUGGGACCCCCCACGGAGGCUCUGCCCACUCCCCAGAACGGGAAACUGGCAUCCCCACCACCUUCCGCUCCGGUUGGGGAGAGAGAGGUGGGGGAGGAGGCUGGGGGUCCUGAGCUGUCUGGGGUCCCUCGAGGAGAGAGUGAGGAGACAGGGAGCUCUGAGGAGACCCCCGCCCUGCUUCCAGCCACACAGGCCCCUGAGGGUGCCGGGGAACUGGAGGCCCCCUCUGAAGAGAAUUCUGGAAGAACUGUCCCAGCAGGGACCUCAGUGCGGGUUCAGCCGGUGCUGCCCACUGACAGCGCCAGCCAAGGCGGAGUGGCCGUGGCCCCCUCAUCAGGCUCUCCUCUGCCUUUCUUCCCAACUGCCGGGAGCGCAGAUCUGACUGUACAGAGAAGUCACUGUCCAUCCAUCCAUGGGACUGCGAGCAGUUGUCCCUCACUCCCGAUGGGGAGAAACCCCCACCAGCCUGAGUGUGUGUGUGUGUGUGUGUGUGUGUGUAUGCAUGUGCACGCUUGUAUUCAUUUCCGAUCCAUCUGGAUGGCUCCCAUGUAGAGCCAUACAUACAGACUCCUAAUAGAGAAAGCCCAUCUUAGCAUAGAGGCCCAAACUGGCAUCCAGGCACCCCAGCCUCCCCCUCGGCACAACUCAGCAGGGAGACAGUAUCUAACUUUCAUCCCUCUGCCCAUGGCCUCCCCCUUCUUCACUAACCCCUGCACGAAAGACCACCCCACCCCUAGGAAGAAUGGCCUCACCUUCCCUGAACCAAAGGAUCGCCAAGUCCCUAAUGCUGGAGAAGACCAAAUCAGGAGGCGAGGAAGAGGGAAUGUGGAGGUGGGGACAGGGGUGGGGAGUCAGGCUCUGGGCUCUGAGAGAAGCCGUACCCAUCCAGGGAAGGCUGAGGUUCCCAGUGGGGAUCCCUGGAGAAGGCUGGGAUCCGCCCGGUCCCAGGACCACCCUUCCUACAAGGUCCAGGGCGGGCUGGGGGCCCCUGCAUCACACCCAGGCUCCCCCAUGCCAACUCCUGGCUCCCUGACCAGCUGGCCUUGGAGUUCAGUGCUGUGUGCGUUGCGAGGGGGUUGGUGGGAAGAGAAGCAGGGGAAGUCUCUGCAGGAUUGUAGUUCCCCCACCUGGAGGGUGACCGAUGUCCUCUGGCGCUGCCGUUACAGCAGGAGUGAAGAACUUUCUGGUUGUGUACAGCAGUUGGCCCCAAGAAGGGGGGAGGAAGGAAGAGCAGAAAGUCUCAGGAAGGAGUUCCUUUGCCCCCACUCUGUCUGCCCUGGGGUGGGGGUGGGGGCUAUGGCCUGGGUGGACAACCAGGGACCAAGUGUGGAAGUCCCCGUCCCCCAGGGCUCCUGCCCUCUGCGGGGCGCGUGCGUGCCGGGCUAGACCAAACACCUCCCUCCCCCUUCGCCCUGGGAGCCGGUGCUCCCAGCCUGGAAGAAAUUGUUGGCAGGAGGAGAGGUGCCAGGGUGCGGGUGCUGGAACAGCUGAUUCAUUUCACCCAAAACAGCGAGGUCAUCCCAGCAAAAUUUUUGGAUUCGACUCCAGUGUCUCCUCCCCCCCUCUGCUCUCCCCCCACCCCCACCAGGCAGAGGGAAGCACAGGGGGCCCUGCCCUUGGCUGCUGGGGGUGUGGUGUGGGCCGAAGAGUCCCGCCCGGGGGUGGUUGUACCUCCCAGGCUGAGCGCCCAGCCCUGCACUGUCAGUCUGUGGGGCCAUCUUCCUCUUCCUGGCCCAGAAGGAGUAGAAUGUGCCCUGUCUGAGCACUGGUCUAAGGGCAGCCACCUCCUACCCCAGGACCCACAGGGAGAGAGUCCUGAGGAGAAGGCAGGUGACGCAGCCAGACAACAGAUGGCAGCUUCAGGGCAAUGCGUCAGUCUAAGAGGGCUGCCUGGAGGAGAGAGCGCCUGAAGAAGGGAGAGAUGGAUUGGAGGGGGUUAGACUGGCUGACUGCAGAGGGCCCAGAGUGGAGGGGAGCCUGGGGACGGGAUCGGUUCUUCACUAUCAGCU